Bubalus bubalis (water buffalo) is the source of this 2084-nucleotide messenger RNA. RefSeq names its product Sad1 and UNC84 domain containing 3 (gene SUN3). The record is from RefSeq and is a predicted model, not a curated record. The transcript has 10 exons. Gene Ontology annotation, molecular function: protein-membrane adaptor activity. Lineage: Eukaryota; Metazoa; Chordata; Mammalia; Artiodactyla; Bovidae. Bases 210 to 1292 code for a protein of 360 amino acids. Gene Ontology annotation, biological process: nuclear envelope organization. Gene Ontology annotation, cellular component: nuclear envelope; meiotic nuclear membrane microtubule tethering complex.
CAUUGUGAUGUGUCACAGAAGGUGAUGCAACAGAAGAGCCGGGGCGCCUCCUCCAAGGUUAGUUCACUCACAGUUUCCGCCUCGAAGGAGAAACAGCCGAGAAGGAAGAAGGCAAAACCCCAAGCCAAUCCCAAACCAUUUUGUAUCACCUCAUGUUUUCCAUCAAGUAGCAAAGAGGCUGCCAGCAAUCAGCUGCUCGGCUGGGGGGGAUGAGUGGGAGACCCAACUCCAGGGGGAGCUCCAGGCUCUUCAGGGCUCCCUCUGAGGACGCCAGCAGCGGCUCCAGUGGGAGCGCUGUGCUCCCACAGCAGGAAAACCCCGACGCCAGCGGGUUAACUCGAUCAUGGAAGGCUGUCAUGGGUAUGGUGUUUAUACUGACCUUACUUCUUCUAGGAUUUAUAAAUCACAUGAAGUUUAAAGAGAAAGCGUUUCCUCAGAAAUCCAGACAAAUUUAUGCUGUAAUUGCAGAAUAUGGUUCACGGCUUUACAAUUACCAGGCCAGGCUUCGAAUGCCAAAAGAGCAACUGGAACUUUUAAAGAAGGAGAGCCAGACUUUGGAAAACAACUUCCGGGAAAUUCUCCUUUUAAUUGAACAAAUAGAUGUUCUAAAGGCAUUGCUUAGAGACAUGAGGGAUGGUCUGCACAAUUAUAGCUGGAAUGCCGACAUAGACCCCGCUGAAGGCUGGAACCACACCGAGGUCAUCAAUGAGGAAAUGUCCAACUUGGUGAAUUACAUACUGAAAAAGCUGAGAGAAGAUCAAGUCCAGAUGGCUGAUUAUGCCCUUAAGUCGGCAGGAGCCUCUGUUGUUGAAGCUGGGACCUCAGAAAGUUACAAAAAUAAUAAAGCAAAACUGUACUGGCAUGGGAUCGGCUUCUUAAAUUAUGAAAUGCCUCCAGACAUCAUUCUCCAGCCGGACGUCCACCCUGGGAAGUGCUGGGCCUUUCCAGGCUCCCAGGGUCAUGCCCUAAUCAAGCUUGCCAGGAAGAUCAUACCAACUGCUGUUACCAUGGAGCACAUCUCAGAGAAGGUGUCCCCCUCAGGAAACAUCUCCAGCGCACCCAAGGAAUUUUCUGUCUAUGGCAUCUUGAAACACUGUGAAGGAGAAGAAAUUUUUCUAGGUCAGUUUGUAUAUAACAAAACAGGGACCACCAUCCAAACAUUUGCACUCCAGCAUGAAGCUCCUGAAUUCUUGUUAUGUGUGAAACUUAAAAUUCUCAGCAAUUGGGGACACCCAAACUAUACUUGUUUAUAUAGAUUCAGGGUUCAUGGCACCCCAAGAGAUGACAGCUAGAAGAACUGGUGCAGGCAGCCAUGAUCACAAGUCCAAAAUAGUCAGGUACUCCAAUUCCCUUUGAUUAUAUCACAUCCAUAGGAAUCAAAAAUCAGAAGUGGGAGAGAAACCUUAAAGUGGUUCUUACCUGCAGUAAAAAGUGAAUGAAUUUUACUAUUGAAAGUAUGAAAAUAAAUUCAAUCUCUGCAUUAGUGUGGCUUCUGAGGAUGAAUCAUGUUGUUGAAGCACUGAAAAACGAGUUUGCAUUUAGAAGAAGAUGGUAAUUCUCAACACUCUUUCUCGUAAUAGCAUAUUUGCUUUCAUUUAUUAAUUCAUCCAUACCAGGCAUGGAUAUCUCCUGUUACCACUAUUACUUAACACUGAUCUGGACACACUCUGUAAUUAGAGAAGCUAAAGAAAUUAGAGGUAAAAUUUAAGAAGGCCAACUAUAAUUCAUUUGCAGAUGACUUGAUGAAUUCCUUCAAAAGCAAUAAAAUCAAUGAAAAAUACAUUAUAAACAAAGAUGGAUACAAAAUUAUCAUAUAUAAAUCAAAAUAAAAAAUAUAAACCACAACCAGUAAGAGGAUAUAAUUUACAAAAGCCUCAAUGGAAAUUUAAAAAAAAUCAAAUGAAAGAAUUAAACUGUAUGAAGACCCAAUAAAACAGCAGUGGACAAUGAAAAGACCUAAAAAAAUAGAAAGACAUAACCUGUCUGUGGAUACAAAAACUUCACUGUCAAGAAGUCGAUUCUGUCUAAACUGAUCUACAAAUUCAGUUAAAUCUUAAUUAAAACCCAGAAAAAAAAAAUUCUGG